Messenger RNA from Cuscuta campestris, 1803 nucleotides. NCBI's taxonomy places the organism in Eukaryota, Viridiplantae, Streptophyta, Magnoliopsida, Solanales, Convolvulaceae. The record is from the annotation of a GenBank genome assembly.
CCACUCCCACUCUUGGAAUCCAUCUCCAUUCCCUCGCCCGAUCAACUAUAAGCUUCGGUUCUUGUUUAUGAUGCCUUGCUUGAAUCCUGGAGAAUCUACUGAAUUCGGAGGCGGGCAAAAAUCCCAAUCCAAUUGCCCAAUUGGUAUAGGUAGUGAGGAGACUGGAUAGGGCUUUCGAACCAGCCGCCAACUCAGAUCCACGGCUGCUCUAUAAAUAUCUUCUCAGUUCUUCAUUUCAUUUAUAUAUACCCAAAAUCGUCGUCGCCCCCAGAUUCCCAUCCAUGGCGGUAUUGAUCUCCGCCGCCCAUCUCCUCCGCCAGAGGACGCCUCUUGCGCCGCUCCGUACAAGAGCGCUCUCAUCGCGUUCUUCCAAGUCCGGCGGGGCCGGAUCCAAAUCCGAAGAGGUGGUGAUUGUGGGGGCCGGGAUUGCUGGGCUGGCCACCGCGGUUGCGCUGCGGCGGCUGGGCGUCGGAAGCCGGGUGGUGGAGCAGGCGGAGUCCCUGAGGACCGGCGGGACUUCGCUCAGCCUGUCUAAGAAUGGGUGGAAGGUGUUGGAUGCCAUUGGAGUUGGAGGCGGCAUCAGAAGCCAUUUUCUUGAAAUUGAAGGGGUGGUCUUAAAAGCCGAAGACGGGAGGCAAUUGCGCUCUUUCUCGUUCAAACAAGAGGACCCGAGCCAAGAGCUGCGCGCCGUGGAGAGGAGAGUCGUGCUAGAAUCACUAGCCAACGAACUUCCUCGAGAUGCCAUUUCCUUCUCCUCGGGGCUCUCAAAGAUUGAAAGACUCGAAUCCGGGGAAACGUUGUUGGAACUUGAUAACGGGUCACAGUUGACCGCCAACAUAGUGAUUGGUUGUGAUGGGGUGCGGUCUCGUGUGGCAAAGUGGAUGGGGUUUUCGGAGCCGAAGUAUGCGGGCCAUGUUUGCUUUCGAGGAAUAGGAACGUACCCGGAGGGACUUCCGUUUGAGCAGAGAGUGCAUUACACAUAUGGAAGAGGAGUGCGUGCUGGUUUUGUGCCCAUCUCUAAUAGUAAAAUCUACUGGUUCAUCGUCUACAACAGCCCAUCACCAGGUCCAAAGAUAACUGAUCCACAGGUUAUGAGACAGCAAGCGCAAGAACUAACAAAAAGUUGGUCACCGGAGUUACGUACCAUCAUCGACAACACCCCAGACGAGACACUGGUAAGGAAUCCCCUUGAAGACCGUUGGUUGUGGCCAUUGACUAGUCCUCGGGCAUCUUCCGGUAGGGCCGUGCUGGUUGGGGACGCGUGGCACCCAAUGACACCCAAUCUCGGGCAGGGGGCAUGUUGUGCAUUAGAGGACUCAAUUGUUUUGUCCAAGAAACUUGCAGGGGCAAUCGCGUCCGACAAUGCUUCCGUGGAAGAAGCAUUCAGAGAGUAUGAAAGAGAGAGAUGGCCCCGCAUUUUCCCGCUAAUGAUACGUGCGCAUGUUGUGGGGGCGUUCUUGCAGUGGGAUAAUUCAGUGGUGUGUUGGAUCAGGAACAAUGUGAUUGUACCUAAGCUGUUGAAACUUGGACCAAUGCUUAAACAUACAAAUUUCGAAUGUGAACCUCUAGGAACCAAGGCUGUUUAGGCAACCACAUUUUGAUAUCUAUACUAGACAGUAAAAAUUUAUGAACUUUUGGUUUGUAAUACAAUAAGCCAUCUGUUUGGCAGUGUAAAUCAAAACAGAAACUAUAUUUCGAAUGACAAUGGUACAUGACAUAUACUAUGUAAUAAGCCUAUGAGUUCAAAAAAUGUGUUGGAAAUGGAGAGAGUAAGAAUGUAUAAAAAAAAUUUAUCUGUCAUCU